GAGUUCUCACAUCGCUUCAUUCGAACGUCCAUCAUCUUGUCUCCCAUACAGAACUCAACCCCCACUCAGUUUCUUAUCCUUGUUUCCUCUCGUUGCAUGAGCGUGCAGAACCUUACCACCUUUGACCCGUUCGCCGACGAGGCCGACCCUCUUGGCGCAAGCUUGGAUGUCGGGUCGCAGUCGAAUUACAUCCAUAUCCGUAUCCAACAGCGGAAUGGGCGUAAAACGCUGACGACGUUGCAGGGCCUGCCAAAGGAGUACGACGCUAAGAAGCUCCUGAAGGCAUUCAAGAAGGAAUUCGCCUGCAACGGCACCCUCGUCGAGGACGAAGAGAUGGGCCAAGUCAUCCAGCUCCAGGGUGAUCAGCGGGCCAAGAUAUUCUCCUUCCUCACUGAAGAAGGUAUCCCCAGGGCCACCAUCAAGGUGCACGGAUUCUGAGUUCGACGUUGGAGGGUAAAGGAAGGUCGACAGGAUCAUUUGUCUGCCUCUGAUCUUCCGACGUCGACGCAAUACGCACGACUUCACUCGCGUUUCGGAUUUUGAUGUGUUUCUAUCGUUUUCGUUCUGCUUUUUCGAUUCUCUUAUUCUGUGUCGAUGUACCGAAUAUCAUGAUUUCUUACCAAGUAGCCAAUUUGUUGUUGUGUCGAAUGUAUGCCGUAAAUUUUGAAGCCCCAAGUGAUCUGUGCGCUCAGAAGUACCAGAGCACUCGGCGUUGUCU
Messenger RNA from Heterobasidion irregulare TC 32-1, 718 nucleotides. RefSeq lists its product as uncharacterized. The transcript has 4 exons. Gene Ontology annotation, molecular function: RNA binding; translation initiation factor activity; ribosomal small subunit binding. Bases 97 to 438 code for a protein of 113 amino acids. The record is from RefSeq and is a predicted model, not a curated record. Gene Ontology annotation, biological process: translational initiation. Gene Ontology annotation, cellular component: eukaryotic 43S preinitiation complex. NCBI's taxonomy places the organism in Eukaryota, Fungi, Basidiomycota, Agaricomycetes, Russulales, Bondarzewiaceae.